GAUAUUACACAGUGUGCAGGGGGUGCCAUAAAGACAGAGAAUACUCUCUAUAGGAAACUGCCCUCGGCGGCUUCGCUGUCCUGCCAAAAAGAUGCUCUCUCUGGAUUCACUACAUUUUGACAAUUCCUUCAAUUGGACGUAUCCUGAUAUGAUGCUUCAAGACUUGGAGAACUUUGCCAAGCAUCCUGCCAACUUAACACAGACCACUGAACCUGAACCUCACAUAGACUACCUAUGGAACUGGAUGGACCCCCAGGAUGCCUGCUAUGAGGGGUAUGAGAACGGCCAGCUAACACCACUUCAAAAUGUCCAAGUUUCCUGCAUGCAGGGAACCUACCCUCACUACUCCCUAGACAACAGCCAGAACCUAAGUGGUGCGUCCCCUUGUCUGACGCAAUGUCCUGUGCCUGAGCAGAUGUACAAUACUGAGCCACUUAAUCCCUAUCAUCAGACGUAUCAGUUACCAUGUAACCUAAGAAGCCCAUCCCUUUCUGAAGAAGAUGAUCCAAAUCUAGAGGUGUCAGACAGCGAAUCUAGUGUUUAUUCUCCAUCAAGUUUUGUGGGUUGUGAACCAGGCGUUCGAAAGAAGGUUCGACUAUACAAAUUUCUUCUGGAGCUCCUGCAGAAUGGUGACAUGAGAGAUUGCAUCUGGUGGCUGGACCGUGAGAGAGGGACCUUUCAAUUCUCCUCAAAGCACAAAGAGCUUCUAGCUCACCGAUGGGGGCAACAAAAGGGAAACCGUAAGAAGAUGACCUACCAGAAGAUGGCACGUGCUCUACGCAACUAUGGCAAGACUGGAGAGAUCAGGAAGGUGAAGAAGAAGCUGACAUAUCAGUUUGAUAAUGUAUUACUGAGUGAAAGAAAAGCUGAGUCCGCCAUGCAUCCACUCUGUUAAGCCAAUCAUCAUCUACUGACUGUAAACUUUUAUAUACUUUUGAUGUUCUCAUAUUUCAAUGAAGUUUUGUAGACAUCACACUGGCAAGUCUAUAUGACUUCAGAAUCUUCGCUGAAUCAUAUUCCCUGUGUAAUGAAUAAAUGGCAAGUAAGGCCCAUAAUUUCCCCACAGACCUUCUACAACUGCCUGAACAUCAUCAUGAAGGAGAAAAUUUGUUGGGACAAGUUAUAAUUUUUUUUUGAGAAGAAGCAUCUUUAAGGGAAAGCAGUUAUUUUCUGACAAGUGGAUGAUAAAGCACGUGCUCUUUAAGUCCACCGUGCCUUAAAAGUUGAUCCCCACUGCCAGGCCUUAUCCCAAACAAUGCAGAUGUUUAUUCCAAAAGUGGACCUUUCCGUAAAGAUGAACUCAUUUACGUUAUAGACUGAUCCUCCUUUUAUCAUAGACUGAUAUCAUUUUCAAGAAGGUUUAAAAAAAAAAAAACAACAACAAAGGACCUCUACCGUACGAAAACAUUUGGGGGCUUUUGCUUUUUUUUAAAGGUCUAUUGGCAGGCUUGUCAGAUCCUUCUAAAAUCUGUUAUUUUUUCAGGUUUUCUUUUAAAAAAACAACAACCCAAAACAUUUAUUUUCUUCCAUAUUGGAUAGAUUAGGGAUAAAAAUACAACUGAGAGACUUAUGAUAUUAAAUCACUGGAGUUCAGUUACUGGCACUGCCAUGUAUGUAUCCCUCAGUUUGAUCUAUGAUCCACUCCUUUGACAGUUGCAGGUGAUCAAUGAAGCAGCAGUUCAUAUAAAGUUGACAGAUAUUAAUGGGCAUAUUACCUGCUGGUUUUAAUCUGUCCCCUGCUGGCAUCCAAUGCAUUCUAGUUAUAAAGAGGCCCACGCCUCUUAAUAAUUGUAGUGCAUCUGUGCACCAAAAGGGAAAUCAACACCAGGAAAUGAGCUGGUGAAGAUUUCCACUAUACAGCUUCCUGGCAUAGACUGCAAUAAAUGUGCCGAGCCUGCUACAGCCAACUCUGUACCGCCCACUUUUUGGAAAAGUGAGGAGCAGGGCCCUAAACCCCUAAAAAGUCA
Messenger RNA from Bufo bufo (common toad), 1967 nucleotides. It is a transcript of the gene SPIB, whose product is annotated as Spi-B transcription factor. Bases 92 to 895 code for a protein of 267 amino acids. The record is from RefSeq and is a predicted model, not a curated record. The transcript has 6 exons. Gene Ontology annotation, cellular component: nucleus. NCBI's taxonomy places the organism in Eukaryota, Metazoa, Chordata, Amphibia, Anura, Bufonidae. Gene Ontology annotation, molecular function: DNA-binding transcription factor activity, RNA polymerase II-specific; sequence-specific DNA binding. Gene Ontology annotation, biological process: cell differentiation; regulation of transcription by RNA polymerase II.